This is a messenger RNA of Malus domestica (apple), 1968 nucleotides long. The record is from RefSeq and is a predicted model, not a curated record. NCBI's taxonomy places the organism in Eukaryota, Viridiplantae, Streptophyta, Magnoliopsida, Rosales, Rosaceae.
CGUAACCACCACAGAGAGCAAAGCAAGCAAAAGAGUACUACUACUCUACUACUCUCUCUCUCUCUCUCUCUCUCUCUCUCUCUCUCUCUACUGUCUGACACAGGACAAACUAAGCUUUCUAGAAAGAGAAAGUUCGAAUUCUAGAGAGAGAGCGGAAUCGAAGCUUAAAGCGCCUCAGAAAUUCUGUUUCUGUUAUUUUUCCGGCGAAGAUGAUAGCUUACGUGGAGUGCUUCGUCCACGAAAACGACUCCGAAUCCAGGCCCGAUGGCGGCGUCUCAAGCCUCUCCAAGGCACUGGACCUCCAGGGCAGCGUCGCCGACUGCGGCGCGGAUGCAGCCAGAGACUUUGGCGGAAUGAAUUCCAUCUCGCCGCUAGCCUUUCUUCGGCCGGCGGGUGUAGAAGAUGUGGCAAGGGUGGUGAAGGCGGCUACGAGGUCGUCGAAUCUAACGGUCGCGGCGCGCGGCAACGGCCACUCGAUCAACGGCCAGGCUAUGGCGAAUCGAGGCCUCGUCUUGGACAUGCGGUCGUUGGGGGAGCAUUUCCGGGUUGUGAGGGCCAGGGAUGGCUCCUUCUACGCUGACGUGUCGGGAGGGGCAUUAUGGGAAGACGUGCUGAAGCGGUGCGUUUUCGAGUACGGGAUGGCGCCGCGGUCGUGGACGGAUUACUUGAGCUUGACGGUGGGCGGGACGUUAUCCAACGCGGGCGUCAGCGGUCAGGCUUUCCGUUAUGGUCCGCAAACGUCGAACGUAACGGAGUUAGAAGUCGUUACAGGGAAAGGCGAAAUUUUUAACUGCUCCGAAACGGAAAACUCGGAGCUGUUUUUCGGCGCGCUCGGCGGACUUGGUCAGUUCGGUAUCAUCACCAAAGCUAGGGUUCUUCUCCAACCAGCCCCGGACAUGGUGAGAUGGAUAAGGCUGGUGUACACCGAGUUUGACGACUUCACUCGGGAGGCCGAGUUGCUGGUAACUCGGCAGGACCACGGCGGCGACUCGUUUGACUAUGUAGAAGGCUUCGCAUUCGUCAACAGCGAUAACCCGGCGGACGGGCGUCCCUCGGUGCCCCUGGAUCCUCAGGAGACAUUCGACGCGGCCCAUCUCCCUCGAACCGCCGGGCCAAUCCUCUACUGUCUCGAACUCGCUCGUCACUACCGCAAAACUGACCACUCCUCAACUGUCGAUACGGGCGUGAACAGAUUGCUUGGAGGCCUCGGAUUCGUUGAGCAGUUGAAGUUCCAGGUGGACAUCAGCUACGUCGAGUUUCUAUUGCGUGUGAAGCGCGCAGAGGAACACGCCAAGGCCAAUGGAAUCUGGGACGCUCCUCAUCCUUGGUUGAACAUGUUCGUGUCGAAAUCAGAUAUUGCUGAUUUCGAUCGAACAGUGUUCAAGAAGAUCCUCAAGGAUGGGAUCGGCGGGCCCAUGCUUGUCUACCCUCUCCGGCGAAGCAAGUGGGAUACUCGUACGUCCGUGGUGCUACCAGAAAGCGAAAUCUUCUACAUAGUGGCAUUGCUACGUUUCACUCCACCAUACCCAAAAGGCCCCUCCUCUGAGAAUCUGGUGGCUCAGAACCAAGAAAUUACACAGUACUGCACCAAGAAAGGGUUCGAUUUCAAGUUGUAUUUGCCUCACUACAGAUCCUCGGAGGAUUGGAAGCGACAUUUCGGAAAUGAUCGAUGGUCGAGAUUUGUAGAGCGGAAGAUGUGCUUCGAUCCGAUGGCCAUCCUUGCUCCUGGACAGAAAAUUUUCUCGAGGGUUCCUCAACCCUAGCAUUAGUUGAAUAAAUAGUCUCUGUUGAUGGUUCGGUCCAAUGUAAUUUUGUUGUCAUCUAUUUUUCAUUUUUCGUUAAAUUUUUUGCUUCAUUGCUUCUGGUGGGUCAGUACUGUUGUUAUCAAUCGACAUUCGACAAAGAAGUUGUUGGAGCAAAUUAAUGUAAAGGUUUAGUUUUGAGCAAAGUUUUUUUAUCAUCUUUCUA